Messenger RNA from Sporothrix schenckii 1099-18, 2274 nucleotides. RefSeq lists its product as uncharacterized. Bases 1 to 2274 code for a protein of 757 amino acids. Lineage: Eukaryota; Fungi; Ascomycota; Sordariomycetes; Ophiostomatales; Ophiostomataceae. The transcript has 2 exons. The record is from RefSeq and is a predicted model, not a curated record.
AUGACCACACCGUCAAACAACAACUCCUCUAGUCCCCAGAGGGCCACAGCGACACGAGACGCCAUCCCUCUUCCCGACGCGGCUCGCCGUGUCAUACGCAAUCAGCGAGGAGGUGAUAUGCACAGCACGCGCGGUGUGCAGAUCCUCCAACGAGAUACACUGCCUUCCAGUCGGUCUGCUCGGCGUGUGCUCACGCCUCAGAUGCAACAAGCUCAUGGCUCGCUCGGCAGCUCACAGCGGAUGCCCACGCUCCAAGAAAUGUACAACACGUGGCGCUCCCUUGAAGAACAGAUCAGCCAGAUGCGCCGCCUUCCCAUGUUCGUCAAGGCUGAGCUGAAGUUCUGUCACGGUUGCCGUAUCCUCAAGAUCCGUUGUACAUGCUUCGACUACUCUCAAUUGGAGGCGGCAUACCAAGAAAAGGACCGCAUACUACGAUACACAGCCCUUCGCGAGUUCCCCAUCGAGGGGAGUGAAAGUGAGGAAGAUGUCACCACAGAGACUGUGUCUCCUUCAACGGGGUCCGUCACUGCUACUCCGUCCAAUACACUCACAGGUCCUUCGGCCACUCCUUCCACAUUCCAAGACCUUCCUUUAGUAAACAAUCUUGAAUUCGUACCUGCAGAAACCUAUGCGGUCAACCUGCACAUGGGAGCUCAACUCAAUCAUCCCGUCGCGGAUACCAACUUCACGGCAGAUACAGUUACGUAUGGUACGGAGACUGUUCAAGAUGUCGAGGCAUCCGAUUUUGAUUUCAACACAGCCUUGACUACGUCCACUAUUGGCCCUACCUCGCAGAACAACGCAAUGACUUUGUUAUCACCGUCGUCUGCUGGGCACCGCCAGAGCACUACAGUGCCUGCAUCUGCAGGCGCUACCGCUCUCACUCACACUCCGACACUGGUCAAGUUUGAGCUUCGCACUAUCAUCAUGGCAAAAGAGAAGAUUGGCACCCAAUCGCGCCGUUGGCAGUGCCAAUACGGUCUGUCUGACAAUCCCGAGGACCCUAUCUGCAAACGCGAGGAUGACAACAUGGACACAAUCCGCCGCCACUACGGCCGUGAGCAUGGCAGCCACCGCUUCCACAAGAAGCCAAUCCUCCGCAUUCGCUGCAGCCACUGUGAUAUUACAUACGACAAGCAACGCCCUCCUUCCAAAUGCCCUGGCUGCAAGGUUGACCAUGGCAUUUGGCUCCGGGAGAUUUUCGCGAUUAUCGAAGUGCCUGUGCCUCUCAACAGCCAAGAGGAGACCAACGGUGGGGCCGGCCCUGGCCAUUCGGGCGGUGUCUCUAGCAGCUUCGGCGGCUUCGGCGCCUCGAGGGGAUUCGGUGUCUCUGGAAUCCCAGGUGCGGAGGGUGCAAGCGGUCUUCACGGUGCCGGCGGCUUCGGCAACGCUCAUGGGCCCGGGACCGCUGGAAGUCCCGGUGGCUUCCAUAGCGCCGCUGGGCCCAGCGUCGUCCAAGCAUGCAGGCGGCAAGUCGACAGUACAGAGGCCAAAACAAUCCCAUACGACCCAGCCACGGGUAUGCCAGAGUGUUACAACGACAUCCGCAACAACACCACGGCUGUGCCGGUCAUGCCACUGCCCGGUGCCGUGGCCCACCCCAGCGACUCUCCCGUGCAACGACCGUCGUCGUCGUCGUCUUUGUCGACAGCUCAAUCCCAGGCACAGUCGCUGUCGCGGUCUCUGUCUCAAGCACAAUCGCCCUUCACCCAAGGUUUCUACGCCGUGGGCCGCGGCUUGCCUUUGUCGCCUGCCACGCACGUAGCCUAUGCCAUAACGACGCCGUCAAUGUCGCCCGGGACGCCCAUGUCGGCGACCUCGCCGGCGUCGAAUGCCAGCAGCGCAUACGACGCGGAGACGGCGGCCAUGUUUCCGCGCGAGUUUCAGGGUAUGGCCGUAACCGAUGGCCAAGGCCAAGUGGACUUUGCAACUCUGCCCAUGGUCAACAGCGAUGCCGCUUUCGGUGGUCCUGUUGGCGGAGUUGCCGGUGAAGGCGGCGGUGUGCACAGCCGUGCAACUGACUCUCCGACCGUUGUCGGCCACCACGACACCCCCGGCAUUGGCGCCGGUUCGGAUCAGGACUCAGAAUCUGCGCAACCGCCGGCACCGUCAGGCACGGUCAGAAUGGUCGACGUCCAGAUGUUCAUGGACAUGGCGGCUGCUCAAGUGGCCCCGGCAGUUUCCCCUGCUCAGAAUGAUGCCCUCAGCAACAACAACGGUCCCUGGAAGGGCAAGUGCACCACCGAGAGCGAGUUCUUUUAUUUUGCGGAUUAG